Molecule: messenger RNA, 6260 nt
Organism: Pelodiscus sinensis (Chinese soft-shelled turtle)
Lineage: Eukaryota; Metazoa; Chordata; Testudines; Trionychidae
Source: RefSeq, a predicted model, not a curated record
CCCCCCCCCUAAAGCCGCUCGUGCCCGAGGGCUGUCGCCGCGCUCUAGAGAGGCCGCCUGCUCCCCCGGAAGUGGGGGCCAGGGAGGCCUGCGCAGCUGGCACCCCCGCUGCCCGGAGCAGCCUGGGCACAGGGCGGGGGCAGCGCCUUUCUCCGCACCCCCGCCCCAGGGGCUCCAUGGAGGGAGUAGCUCCGAGGCGCUGAGGAGUUUCCUGUUUUCAUGGUGGUUUUCGCUUCAAAAGAAAACUGCUCUUCGGGAGCUGGCGCCGAGCAGCGGCAGCCGCGAGAGGAGGAACCGCUCCGCUGGCUCCGAGGGCGGCCGCCUGGCUGGCGAAAUGCGGCUGGUGAGACAGAGGUGGAGCAAGGAAGCCUGCAGGGUUGUGAUCACAGCCUAGAAACGCGUGUGUGCGCGUUAGGGGGGAAGCAGCUCUUCCUGCCCCACCCUCGGCUCUAAAUCUUGGGGGGCGUGUGAGGACUUUCCUCCCCCCCCCCUCCCGUCCUGACUUCUCCGAUCUAGGCGAUACUCAGGAAGAAUCGCAGCCUGGUGGUUUAACUUACUUUGUUCUGAAAUAAGGAAAACUUUAUCCUCGAAAACAUGUCGACAGGAGAAAACUUUGAGUCUCGGUUUGAAAAAAUCGAUGUAAUGUUAAGGGAUCCCAAAUCUGAAGUGAACUGUGACUGCUUACUGGAUGGAUUGGAUGCUUUGGUGUAUGAUUUGGAUUUCCCUGCCUUAAGAAAAAACAAAAAUAUAGACAACUUUUUAAACAGAUAUAAAGAUAUACUUAGUAAAAUCAGGGAUUUGCGAAUGAAAGCUGAAGAUUAUGAAGUGGUGAAGGUGAUUGGCAGAGGUGCAUUUGGGGAAGUUCAGUUGGUAAGGCAUAAAUCAUCAAGGAAGGUGUAUGCUAUGAAACUUCUGAGCAAGUUUGAGAUGAUAAAGAGAUCAGAUUCUGCAUUCUUUUGGGAAGAAAGAGACAUUAUGGCUUUUGCUAAUAGCCCCUGGGUUGUUCAGUUAUUUUUUGCAUUCCAAGAUGACCGUUACCUUUACAUAGUGAUGGAAUAUAUGCCCGGUGGGGAUCUUGUGAAUUUAAUGAGCAACUAUGAUGUUCCUGAGAAAUGGGCAAGAUUUUAUACUGCAGAAGUUGUUCUUGCAUUGGAUGCAAUUCACUCAAUGGGCUUUAUUCACAGAGAUGUGAAGCCUGAUAAUAUGCUGCUGGAUAAAGCUGGCCAUUUAAAACUAGCAGAUUUUGGUACUUGUAUGAAGAUGAAUAAGGAAGGUAUGGUACGAUGUGAUACAGCUGUUGGAACACCAGAUUAUAUUUCUCCUGAAGUACUAAAAUCCCAAGGUGGUGAUGGUUACUAUGGACGAGAAUGUGACUGGUGGUCAGUUGGGGUCUUUCUGUAUGAAAUGCUUGUUGAUACUGCAAAAACUUCCCUGUCGGGGGGGAGGGGGCGGAUGGGAUGGCCUGUGGAAUGCACUGAAAUGCAUCAAGUAGCAGGCGAUACACCAUUUUAUGCGGAUUCCUUGGUUGGAACAUAUAGUAAAAUUAUGAACCAUAAGAAUUCUCUUACCUUCCCUGAUGAUAAUGAUAUCUCUAAAGAUGCAAAAAGCCUUAUAUGUGCAUUCCUAACUGACAGGGAAGUAAGGUUAGGACGAAAUGGCGUAGACGAAAUCAAGAGACACCUCUUCUUCAAAAAUGAUCAGUGGGCUUGGGAAACUCUUAGAGACGCUGUGGCACCAGUUGUUCCUGAUUUAAGUAGUGAUAUUGAUACUAGUAACUUUGAUGAUUUGGAAGAAGACAAGGGAGAGGAAGAAACAUUCCCGAUACCAAAAGCAUUUGUUGGCAACCAGCUACCUUUUGUAGGAUUUACAUACUACAGCAACCAUCAGUAUUUAUCUGUCUCUGCAGAAAAUUCAAAUGACAACAGAACAAGCUCCAGUAUAGACAAAAGCCUGCUGGAAAAUAUGCAGAAAACUAUCUAUCAGUUGGAAGAGCAGCUUCAGAAUGAAAUGCAACUGAAAGAUGAAAUGGAGCAAAAGUGCAGAACUUCAAUCAUAAAACUAGACAAGAUAAUGAAGGAACUGGAUGAAGAGGGAAAUCAAAGAAGAAACUUAGAAUUGACAUUAUCUCAGACUGAGAAGGAAAACAUGCUGCUGCAACAUAAAAUAAAUGAAUACCAAAGAAAAGUAGAACAGGAGAAUGAAAAAAGACGGAAUGUAGAAAAUGAAGUGUCCACAUUAAAAGAUCAGUUAGAAGACUUGAAAAAAAUUAGCCAGCAUUCACAAACUACAAACGAGAAGAUGACUCAGAUACAAAAGCAACUAGAAGAAGCCAAUGAUUUGCUAAGGACAGAAUCAGAUACAGCAGCGAGAUUGAGAAAGAGUCAUACAGAAAUGAGCAAGUCCAUAAGUCAGUUAGAAUCCUUAAAUAGAGAACUUCAGGAAAGAAGUAGAGUUCUAGAGAGCACAAAAUUGGAAGCGGAAAAGAACAAUUUUCAAUUGCAAGCAGCAUUGGAAGCAGAACGAAGGGACAGAAGUCAUGGAUCUGAAAUGAUUGGAGAUUUACAAGCUCGGAUUACAUCUUUACAAGAAGAAGUAAAAAAUCUUAAAAAUAAUCUUGAAAGAGUGGAAGUGGAAAGAAAACAGGCACAAGACUCACUUAAUCAUUGUGAAAAGGAAAAGAAUAAUUUAGAAAUAGAUUUAAACUAUAAACUCAAAACAUUACAACAGCAUCUGGAACAAGAGGUCAAUGAGCAUAAAGUGACUAAAGCUCGGUUAACUGACAAACAUCAGUCAAUUGAGGAGGCAAAAUCAGUUGCAAUGUGCGAAAUGGAAAAAAAAGUGAAGGAAGAGAGGGCAGCAAGAGACAGAGCAGAAAAUCGAAUAGUUCAGAUUGAAAAACAAUGUUCCAUGCUGGACUUUGACCUGAAGCAGUCUCAGCAGAAACUUGAGCACCUCAUUGAGCAAAAAGAGAGACUAGAGGAUGAAGUUAAGAAUCUAACACUUCAGCUGGAACAAGAGACAAAUAAGCGAGUAAUGACACAGAAUGAACUGAAAAUGCAAGCUUUUGUGGCAGACAGUUUGAAGGGUUCUGAGAAGCAGCUGAAACAGGAGAUCAAUACGUUGUUGGAAGCGAAGAGAUUAUUGGAAUUUGAGUUGGCUCAACUCACUAAGCAGUAUAGAGGAAAUGAAGGUCAGAUGCGGGAACUUCAGGAUCAGCUUGAAGCUGAACAGUAUUUUUCGACACUUUACAAAACUCAGGUUAAAGAGCUUAAAGAAGAAAUUGAGGAGAAGAAUAAAGAAAUUCAAAGAAAAGUACAGGAUUUUCAAAAUGAAAAAGAAACUCUUGCUACACAGUUGGAUCUGGCUGAAACCAAAGCUGAGUCAGAGCAGUUGGCCCGAGGUAUCCUGGAAGAACAGUAUUUUGAACUGACUCAGGAAAGCAAGAAAGCAGCGUCAAGAAAUAGACAAGAAACUACAGAUAAGGACAACAUUAUAAGCCGGCUGGAAGAAACAAAUAAUGCAUUAACCAAUGAUGUUGAGUUUCUAACAAAAGAAAAUGCAGAGCUCGUUGACAAAAAUAAAAAACAGGAAGAAGAAUUUAGAUUGAAGAAAGAAGAGGAAAUCAACAGUAUUAAAAUCCAUUAUGAGAAGAAUCUUCACACUGAAAGAACUCUUAAAACACAGGCUGUGAACAAAUUGGCUGAGAUAAUGAAUCGGAAAGAUUUUAAAAUAGACAGAAAGAAAGCUAACAUGCAAGAUUUGAGGAAAAAAGAAAAGGAAAAUCGAAAGCUACAAUUGGAGCUUAAUCAAGAAAAAGAGAAAUACAAUCAGAUGGUAGUGAAAUACCAGAAGGAGCUCAAUGAAAUGCAAGCGCAACUAGUGGAAGAGUCAACAUAUAGGAAUGAGCUUCAGAUGCAAUUGGAUAGUAAAGAGAGUGAUAUAGAACAAUUGCGUAGUAAAAUUUUGGACCUUCAGCAAGGAAUGGACUCUGCCAGUGUUGCUAGCCUCCAGUCAGAUGAAACUGAUGGAAACCUUACAGAAUCAAGAAUUGAGGGUUGGCUUUCCAUACCAAACAAAGGAAAUAUAAAACGACAUGGCUGGAAAAAGCAGUAUGUUGUUGUAAGCAGUAAAAAGAUAUUGUUCUAUAAUGAUGAAAAGGACAAGGACCAGUCUAAUCCAUCCAUGGUACUAGAUAUUGAUAAACUAUUCCAUGUCCGACCUGUAACCCAAGGAGAUGUAUAUAGAGCAGAAACUGAAGAGAUCCCUAAAAUAUUCCAGAUUCUCUAUGCUAAUGAGGGGGAAUGCAGAAAAGAUUUGGAAGCAGAACCAGCACAAACAAUGGAGAAGACAAAUUUUCUAAAUCACAGAGGUCAUGAAUUUAUUCCUACAUUAUACCACUUUCCAGCCAACUGUGAGGCCUGUGCCAAACCCCUCUGGCAUGUCUUUAAGCCACCCCCUGCCUUGGAAUGUCGAAAGUGCCAUGUUAAGUGCCAUAAAGAUCACAUAGAUAAAAAGGAGGAAUUAAUUGUCCCAUGCAAAGUGAGUUAUGAUGUAACUUCAGCAAGAGACAUGUUGUUGUUGGCAUCCUGUCAGGAUGAACAGAAGAAAUGGGUCACUCAUUUAGUAAAGAAGAUCCCCAAGACACCCCCAUCCAGUUUCAUUCGUUCUUCCCCUAGAACUCUGUCUGGAAGAUCCUCUGCAAAUCAGUCUUUCCGAAAAGUUGUUAAAAAUGCUUCUGGAAAAACUAGGUCAAAAGAUUGUGGAUCUAUGGGGGAAAGUACCCAUUCAGAAAUCUCCAGUUAUUGCUAACCAUAUAUACAGUAAUUUAUGGAAUCUCAUGGGAUGCAGUCUGAGAAACUGGGCUUCUUUAAGCACACAGAGCAGUGCAGACAAACUGUUGUUCUUUUCAACACAAUUAUCCCAGGCUUCAGGGUUAAGAUUGCUGUUACUCUCGCCUCCCUGCUUUGGCACAAAAAGCACAAUGAGGGUGUUUUAUUGCGGGUUGCCUAAAGGUAGAUUAGAUUAAUUAUUACUAUGUAAUGCGAGUUAAAGAAAAUAACGCUUAGCUAGGUGUAUGAAAAAGGUGCUGCUUUUUUGGAUUUAUAAGAAAAUUCCUGUCAAUCAUGAUGAAAUGCAGUCAACUUUCCUCAUGUCAAUGAGAGAGAAAUACUGUUUGCCUUUUGGAGAGGAUAUUUAUAUCAAGUUCAGUACACAAACUUGAGCAGAGAAGGAAGAUAUCUCAAAAUGAGAAGAACUGAAAUUUCUUUGAAGACUCUGAGUUGUGCUGUUGAACACUGCAGAACUAGCUUAAAAAUGAAGCUGUAUACUCACUUGAACUUCAGUGCCUUCACUGCAGAGCUCUUAACAGCCUUAAUGCUAAUCACCCAUAAUAGAGUUGAUUGAAGUGUUAAAUAGUUUGCAUUAUGCUUUACAAAAUAUUGAUUCAGAAAGUGUGUAAAGGGAUGAGGACAACAAACAUUUAAUCUAUGCAUUUUUGCCAAGCCAUAUUGAAUUAUUUUACUAUUAGAGGCAUUAGAAACUAACCACAAAAGAACCAAGUUUGGAAGAAUAUUUUGGGGUACAUGAUUUCUGUAAUUGUUUAACAUAUUGCCUUAUUGUUUUAAAUGAUAACAUACAUUAAGUUAAAUGACAUUUAAGAAAUGUAUGCACUGUUUGAAAUAUAAAUUAUUCUUAGAACACUUAAAAUGGGUGUUGGAUUUCCCUUUUAGUGCCUUAUUUUGAGAUAAUUGUAUUAUUGCCAUGUCAAUAAGUGUAGAAAUCUCAAAAAUCUAUUCUGUAUCAGUAGUUUUACUGAACUUUAAUUGGUUGAAAGUAUUGUAGAUAGUAGAUGCAUUUCCUAAAUUGAAUACAAGAAUGAAAACUCCUGUUACAAAGAAAAAAUUCGCAUUCAUAAGUCAAGAAAUUACCAGAAAAUUCAAAAAGCAUACAACACAGAAACAACAAUAAACAGUAUACCCAUGAAACUUUUUAAAACUCCAGAUAAUUCAGGAAUUAAAGUAUAAAUGCUGUUUAAACUCUUGCUUUGUCACAGGGAUACAUUCAUGGUAUGGACAAUAUGGUUUUAUUUCCUAUUUUAUUUUUUUAACCAAAUACCUCCUCAGUAAUUUAUAAUGGCUUUGCAGUUGUAUAUUAAAUAAGAAGCACUGGAAAACUGAUUCGUUUUGCAUGUUUCAAGUAGUGUUGAAAGACACACUGCACUGAUGGAUAUGUAAUAAUAAACAUAUCAGUUAUUAAUAUGG